Messenger RNA from Emiliania huxleyi CCMP1516, 1830 nucleotides. RefSeq lists its product as hypothetical. Gene Ontology annotation, biological process: mitotic chromosome condensation. Bases 1 to 1830 code for a protein of 609 amino acids. NCBI's taxonomy places the organism in Eukaryota, Haptophyta, Isochrysidales, Noelaerhabdaceae. The transcript has 10 exons. The record is from RefSeq and is a predicted model, not a curated record.
AUGAGACCACUGAUUUUGGUGUCGACCAUAAAUUCUCGCCACUGGAACACAUGCUACUUACAGCUGCUGUCUUCUGACAGCACGAGGCCGAGCAUCGUGGAAAGGUAUAAGAAGGUCUGCAUGAAUGACGUCGUUACGUACGUGCACGGGCAGGAGUCGCACCGGCUGCAACGGUCGCCAAUGGCAGGUGAGAGGCCUGACACCGCGAUGGAGCCCGGCUCCGCCGCGCUCGAGCCGCGCGCGCCGCAGCGCGUGAUGAUCACACGCAUGGUGCUCGACAACUUCAAGUCGUACGCCGGCCCCAUCACCAUCGGCCCCUUUGACGCCAACAUGACGUCGGUCGUCGGCCCGAACGGCAGCGGCAAGUCGAAUGUGAUCGACGCGAUGCUGUUCGUCUUUGGCUUCCGCGCCAACAAGAUGCGACAGGGCAAGCUCUCCGAGCUGAUCCACUCCUCCUCGCGGCACCCGAACCUGCAGUACACCAAGGUCUCGGUCCACUUCCGCGACGUCGUCGACCUGCCGGACGGCACGGUGCAGCCCGUCGAGGGCACCGAGCUCGUCGUGGCGCGCGAGGCGAAGCAGGACAACAGCUCGACCUACUGGGUCAACGGCAAGCGCGCGGGGCGCGAGGAAGUGGUGACGCUGCUCAAGCGGCGCGGCAUCGACCUCGACCACAACCGGUUCCUCAUCCUGCAGGGCGAGGUCGAGCAGAUCGCGAUGAUGAAGCCGAAGGCGCCGAGCGCGCACGAGGACGGGCUGCUCGAGUACCUGGAGGACAUCAUCGGCUCGAACCGCCUCAAGGAGCCCAUCGCCGAGGCGCAGACGCAGGUCGAGACGCUCAACGAGUCGCGCGCGGCCCGGCUGAAUGCGCUCAAGUCGGCGAUGCAGCUCGAGGCGGCCGCCGCGCAGCGGGCCGCCCUCGAGAAGCGGCUCGACAGCGCGCGCGCGGCGAGCCAGCCGAGCGAGGCGGAGGUGGCGCGGCUGGCCGAGCUCGCAAAGGAGAUCAAGGCGCUGGGCAAGCGCGUGGGCGAGGGCGAGAAGAAGGUUGGCGCGGCGGACGCGACGCUCGCGAGCCUGCAGGAGCAGGUCCUCGCCGUCGGCGGCAUCAAGCUGCGCGCGCAAAAGAGCAAGGUGGAGACGCUCGGAGAGCAAGCGGUCACCAAGGCGGAGGUGGGUCUCGAGAGCAAGACCGCCGCGCAGGCCAAGCUCGAGGCGUCGCUCAGCAAGCAGCAGGCCGCGGCGGAGGGCCUCGAGCGGCAGGCGAUGCAGCUCGAGGCGGCCGCCGCGCAGCGGGCCGCCCUCGAGAAGCGGCUCGACAGCGCGCGCGCGGCGAGCCAGCCGAGCGAGGCGGAGGUGGCGCGGCUGGCCGAGCUCGCAAAGGAGAUCAAGGCGCUGGGCAAGCGCGUGGGCGAGGGCGAGAAGAAGGUUGGCGCGGCGGACGCGACGCUCGCGAGCCUGCAGGAGCAGGUCCUCGCCGUCGGCGGCAUCAAGCUGCGCGCGCAAAAGAGCAAGGUGGAGACGCUCGGAGAGCAAGCGGUCACCAAGGCGGAGGUGGGUCUCGAGAGCAAGACCGCCGCGCAGGCCAAGCUCGAGGCGUCGCUCAGCAAGCAGCAGGCCGCGGCGGAGGGCCUCGAGCGGCAGAUCGACGCGGCCCUCGACUUCCGCAACGUGUCCAUCGUCGGCAACUACAUCAAGGAGCGGACGCGCAACGCCCAGUUCGUCAUCAUCUCGCUGCGCAACAACAUGCUGGUCGGCAUCUACAAGACCAAGGACUGCACCAAGAGCGUCGCGAUCAACCCGGGCGCCUUCACGAUCAGCGCGCGGGCCUAG